Molecule: messenger RNA, 920 nt
Organism: Nomia melanderi (Alkali bee)
Lineage: Eukaryota; Metazoa; Arthropoda; Insecta; Hymenoptera; Halictidae
Product: Small ribonucleoprotein particle protein SmE
Biological process (GO): mRNA splicing, via spliceosome
Cellular component (GO): spliceosomal complex
Molecular function (GO): RNA binding
Source: RefSeq, a predicted model, not a curated record
ACUCGGGGCUGAGCUUUUUAAGUACGUAGCGACUAGUAACUGAAAAUACAGUUGGUACCACAAAGACGCCACAUCUUCCGGCGUCCGGCGUUUACAAAGCACGCGUUUAUCGAGCGUUGCCUUCUGAAUUUUUGAAAAACCACAAUAAAAAUGUCGUAUAAGGGACCGCAGAAAGUUCAAAAGGUGAUGGUACAGCCCAUCAACCUUAUAUUCCGGUACCUUCAAAACCGUUCGCGUGUGCAAGUUUGGUUGUUCGAGAAUAUCAACCUUCGCAUUGAGGGACACAUCGUCGGUUUUGACGAAUACAUGAAUUUGGUAUUGGACGACGCUGAGGAGUAUCAUUUGAAGACGAAAAACAGGAAACCACUGGGACGUAUUAUGCUCAAAGGCGACAAUAUAACAUUAAUACAAAAUACGAAUCCAGGGGCAAAUUAAAUUUCGCCGAAGAUCCUAACCUCAUGGGACAUUUUCGAGAUAACAACAAACGUAUUUUUUGAUGUCUCGUGUGAACAUCACGCGCGUGAACUGUAUAUGAGACAGAAGUGAUGUCAAAGAACAUUAGCCGAGGACAAUGUUGACACCUUUAAUGCUGUACAUGUGAUGCGCGAGGAUUAGGAUGAAAAAUGACAAAUUGAUUAGUACAAAUUGUCACUGACUGUCGCUGUCAUUUGAAAAUGAUAAUAUUGUUCAGUAAUGAAGUUGUAAUUAGUUUCUACAUUUCAAGGAAUCUAGGAAAUUUGUACUUUAGGAACUAUUUCAAGAAAUAACUACGAUGCUCGUUCUGUUUACACAGACAAUAUCAAACUGUAUUCCAUUUUGUACUAUUGUUUAUCCUCUGUAACAACUGUAGCUGUAAAUAAUUCAUGAUAAAACAGUUAUUGUAAGACAUGUGGAAUUGACCUGUGCUUAAUAAAUAUUUU